UCUGUGUGUCUGUGCGUCUGUCUGUGUGUGUGUCCCCCCUCGCUGGACACCCCCACGAUGCUCUUCUGGCACGGCCAACCUGACCACUACUGGUCCAGUCCUGGGGAGAUGUACCCCAUCUCCGGCCCUGGGCUGCUCAGGGACCCCCCUGUGCUGCCCUACCUGAAGCAGGAGGAACCCAACGGCAUCUCCACCUCGCAGCCCCCCUGCCCGGCUUUCCAGUACGUGCUCUGCGCCCCCACUUCUCCCGCCGUCCGGCACCACGAGGAGACCCUCACCUACCUCAACCAGGGGCAGUCAUACGAGAUCCGCAUGAUGGGGAACCCCCGGGUGGACCCCAGUGGGGAGGGACGGAGGAUGCUCAAGAGCGUGGUGCGGGUGGUCUUCCACGACCGGCGGCUGCAGUACUCGGAGCAGCAGCAGCUGGAGGGCUGGCGGUGGAGCCGCCCGGGCGAUCGCAUCCUCGACAUUGACAUCCCCCUCUCCGUCGGCAUCCUCGAACCCCAAAUCCACCCCACACUGCUCAACACGGUGGAAUUCCUCUGGGACCCCUCGAGGCGGACGUCUGUCUUCGUGCAGGUUCACUGCAUCAGCACUGAGUUCACACUGCGGAAGAAUGGGGGGGAGAAAGGGGUCCCCUUCCGCAUCCAGAUCGACACCUUCGGGGCGGGGGGCAAGGGGGACCCCCCUGAGCACCUCCACUCCGCCAGCUGCCUCGUCAAGGUGUUCAAGCCCAAGGGGGCCGACAGGAAGCAGAAGACAGACCGGGAGAAGGUGGAGAAGCAGCCGCCAUCGGAGCGGGAGAAAUUCCAGCCGGCCUACGAGAGCACUGUGCUGGGCGAGUGCGCCCCGUGGCCGGAUGCGCUGGGUGCACCCCACAGCCCCCCGGGCACCCCGGGGCUGCCGUCUCCUCACCCCUUCAAGCUGCUGAGCCCGGAGAGGGUGUGUGUGUCACCCGCCUACGCUACCGAGAGCCCUGUGGAGAGUCCUGGCGAGCAGGCGCUGAGCCCCUGCGCAUCCCCCCUGGAAACGCAGCAGUGGCUGCACAAGCGCCGCUUCUCCGCCUACGCCCGCAUCUUCUCCAGCUUCGCAGGUGCCGACCUGCUGAAGCUCUCCCGCAGGGACCUGAUCCAGAUCUGUGGAGCCCCCGACGGCAUCCGCCUCUGCAACGCACUGACGGGCAGGUGCCCACGUCCCCGGCUGACCCUCUACGUGUCGCAGGAGCCCACCGGCGGGGCCGAGGGCGCGGAGGAUGGAUGCUCAGGGCUGUACCAGGAGGUGCACCUGGAGGAGCUGACGGCGGCCGAGCUGACCGGGAAGCUGGCUGAGCUGCUGGGGCUGCCCGCGGGCCAGAUCCAGCGGCUGUCCCGGCAGGGACCCUCCGGCAUCCACAUCCUCGUCAGCGACACGAUGAUCAGGAACCUCCUGGACGAGACGUGCUUCGUGGUGGCUGUCGGCAAAGCGCACGGCCCGGAGGGGUACCACCUCGUGCUGCGGUAGGACCCGGAGCUCCGUCACCCCUGGGAAAGGAGAUCUGCCAGUGCCGGAGCGAGCGCGGGGAUGGAUCUCUUGGGCACCAUCCCCAGGAGCCCACCCUGCAAGCACAGUUCGCCCUCCCUCUGUCCCUGCCAGGCUCAACAGACCCCUUGUGCAGAGGGGCGAGAGGAAGGGGUCCUGGCCGGGCUCGCUGCCGUCCCUUUCUGCCUGUGCUGAUGGCGGCUGCAUCCCCGCGCCCGCCACGUUGCCUUUGCCUCGUCCCUGUUCUGUAUUAAAGGACGGAGCGAGCCAGCCCCGAGCGUGGCCUCGUCCCUGCGGGGGUUUGGGCAAGGGAUCCCUGGGGGUUCUGCACCUGCGGCGUGGUGGGAGCAGCCUCAAGGAGCCCCCUGGGUCAGGUUGGGGCGCGGGGCUGGGCGUGGGGACAGUCCCUCUUCCCCAGUGAGCCCCUGCCGCGGUCGGGUCAGCGCGGAUGAAGCCCGGGCAGAGCAGGUCCCGUCCCACCGCGCAGGGAUGGAGCCGGCCACGGCACAGAGCCAGGGACAGCCCCAGCUGGCAAAACCCAGUAAAGCCUCAUUUCUGCGUUUUUGGCUCAGGGAACGGGUUAUUUUUAACACCGAGUCCUUCCCCCAAGCACCGUCCGGAGCAGCCGCUGCUGGCGGGGAGGGCAGAGCCGGGUGGUGAAGCGAGACAGGGGAGGCCGUCGGGAGGAAACGACUCGUAGGGCAAAGGACGGGUUUGGGAUAAACAAGCCGGCGGCGGGUUUCCCCAGAGAGGAAGGGUGGAGACCGAGGGGAGCCGGAGGACACGGGGAAGAAGCAAAGAGGGUCCGAGAUCGGGGUGUUGGCCAACGCGGAGAGAGACGAAGGCAGCGGGCACGGGGGCAGAGGCAGACACGGGCCCGUGG
Molecule: messenger RNA, 2401 nt
Organism: Phalacrocorax carbo (great cormorant)
Lineage: Eukaryota; Metazoa; Chordata; Aves; Suliformes; Phalacrocoracidae
Source: RefSeq, a predicted model, not a curated record